Molecule: messenger RNA, 1594 nt
Organism: Tribolium madens (black flour beetle)
Lineage: Eukaryota; Metazoa; Arthropoda; Insecta; Coleoptera; Tenebrionidae
Product: nucleolysin TIAR-like
Exons: 2
Coding region: 220-1083 (287 amino acids)
Biological process (GO): cytoplasmic stress granule assembly; nuclear-transcribed mRNA catabolic process, nonsense-mediated decay; regulation of mRNA stability
Cellular component (GO): cytoplasmic stress granule
Molecular function (GO): mRNA binding
Source: RefSeq, a predicted model, not a curated record
UGAAAUAUCUGGGGACUUUUGCUUCUUGACCGUUUGCGAAUGACAGCUGUAAGUGUCUGAGAAAAGUAGUCCACAGUUUUCGUCCCUUGUUCUCGAUCGUUGUAACCGCGAGGCCCCCUUGAUGUUGUGUCGUAUCCCGUGCGUGUGAGCCCCCCUGUAUGCGCAACCGGAUCGUGUAAGUGUGGUGUAGUAGCCCCCAGUCGUGCCGGCGUCGUCACCAUGUCGGACGAGAGCCAUCCAAAAACUUUGUAUGUGGGCAACCUGGACCCCUCCGUCUCCGAGGACCUCCUCUGCACCCUGUUCUCGCAGAUCGGCCCCGUCAAGGGGUGCAAGAUCAUCCGCGAGCCCGGCAACGACCCCUACGCCUUCGUCGAGUUCACCAACCACCAGUCGGCCUCCACGGCGCUGGCGGCGAUGAACAAGCGCCUCUUCCUCGACAAGGAGAUGAAGGUGAAUUGGGCCACCAGUCCGGGGAACCAGCCCAAGCAGGACACCUCCAACCACCACCACAUCUUCGUUGGGGACCUGUCGCCGGAGAUCGAGACUGAAACACUAAGAGAGGCCUUCGCUCCCUUCGGGGAGAUCUCCAACUGCCGGAUUGUGCGCGACCCCCAGACGCUCAAGUCCAAGGGGUACGCGUUUGUGUCGUUCGUCAAGAAGGCGGAGGCCGAGAACGCCAUCCAAGCGAUGAAUGGACAAUGGCUGGGCUCGAGGUCCAUCAGGACCAACUGGUCCACGAGGAAGCCCCCACCGCCCAAGACGGAGAAGGCGGCGCAACGCGCCAAACAGCCCACCUUUGACGAGGUCAGUCCAGGGGACAUAGCCCCUUUUUUACUAUUAUACUGGGUGGUCCAGUUUAAUAACAAACAAAAAAACUGUCAAAGAAAUGAACAAAAAACGCAAAAAAUUUCCGAUCAAAGCAAUCUUUGGUACCAAGGCUACGGGGGCUACCCCUACCCCUACCAGCAGUACCAAUACCAGCAGCAGUACUGCAUGGUGCCCCAGCAGGGGCAAUGGACCGCCGCCCAGCCGGGGGGCCAGCAGCCCAACGUUCCCGUGAUGUACAAGUAUCCAUCGCAGUGAGGACAAAAACGAAUCGGUGGGGUGCAGUGUGUGCUGACUUGAUUCUAGUUAAGAGACUAAGAAAUUACAUAUUUGGAUAAUAAUAUGUAGUUGGCAUCAUCAACGCACUUUGGUUUCUUCAGACUUGGGUGUGUGCCGCUCAUAGGAGUUAUUUUUCAUACAUAUUUUUGUAUAGUUGGUUGCGUUUCUAUACACCUUCAUUUUUGUAUAUAGUUGAUUUCAAAGUGCGAUUGGUGGUCUUAAACUGAUUAUGCGUGAUACAAUUUAGUUGUCUUUUUUUCUCUCAUUGAGUGACUGUGGGUGGACAAAUGACGAGCGUGACAAUUAAACAGUUACUGUAGAUUAUGUAUAAUUAGGUUAGACAAACACACUGUAAUCAUUAAUAUAUCACGUUUAUCUGAAUGAUUUUAUGAUGAUGCGCAUGAUUGUCUUUCCAACUGAAUAAGACAGAUUUUAUAACAAGAAAUAAUAAUGUAUAUGCUAGUUGUUAAUAAAAACUUCAGGUCUGGGA